GUUUAUCGCGAUAGGCGAUAAGUGGGAAUAUCGAUAAUAAUGACUACGUAAACAGUACAUAUUCCACUUCCCUUAUGUUCUACUGGAGGCUCAAACGUCUCGACUGUUACAUGAGGAAGAUGGUACUAUUCAGUGCUAUUGCACGUGGUUGUCAGCUGAUACGCGCCUGCGUCCACAUUUCACAGCCUUUUCCAUUCCUCUGGAACAUUUUACGCCUAUUACGUCAGUCGAAAUCCAGCUGUCGACUGGAUUGGAACGUUCUUUUGUUAUCGGCGCUUCCGAACACCAAACUUUGUUAGUGUCAACAUUAGUGCCAUAGAUAUGUUCCUAAUUAUUGCUUAGUAUACAGUGGGAAAGAUGAGUAGAACAAUGACUGACAAGAGUAAAAAAUUAUCACGCUGGUACUUUGGUGGUAUUUCUUCCGCAGCUGCUGCAUGCGUGACCCACCCUUUAGAUUUACUAAAGGUUCACUUACAAACGCAACAAGAGGGCAAACUAUCAGUAGUACAUUCUACUAUUGGAAUAAUUAGGAAACAAGGAAUAUUAGCUCUAUAUAAUGGACUCAGUGCUUCCCUACUUCGCCAACUUACAUAUUCUACAAUAAGAUUUGGAGCUUACGAGGUCGGCAAACAAACAUUUGAAUCGUCUGGUCAUCCGUUGCCUUUUUAUCAAAAACUUAUGUUGGCUGGAAUUUCCGGUGCUACUGGCGGUGUCUUUGGAACUCCCGGCGAUGUGAUUAAUGUACGCAUGCAGAAUGAUAUCAAAGUAGCACCAGAACUAAGAAGAAAUUAUAAGCAUGCUUUAGAUGGACUGUUGCGUGUAAUUCAACAAGAAGGGGUUCGUCAAUUGUUUAGUGGAUGUUCAACUGCGACCAUGAGAGCAGCACUAAUGACUAUCGGACAAUUGAGCUUUUAUGACCAGAUUAAAACAACGUUGUUACAAACUGGCUAUUUUCAAGAUAAUCCUUCAACACACGUUUUAUCCAGUGUAUCGGCAGGCGCUAUUGCAACAACGCUUACGCAACCUUUAGAUGUUCUAAAAACACGAGCAAUGAAUGCUAAGCCUGGAGAAUUUAAAAACCUAAUAGAAAUCUUCCUAUAUACUGCCAAACUUGGGCCAUUGGCUUUCUUUAAAGGCUAUGUACCUGCAUUUAUUCGGUUAGCACCUCAAACUAUUCUCACAUUUGUAUUCCUUGAACAACUCAGAUAUAAUUUUGGAUUCUAUCCACAAUCCGUAAAGCCAUAAAUUAUAAAGAUGAAAUAUUUUUGAUAAGCAGAACUUUUGUAAGAUAAACGGAUUCGUUUCGUGGCAGAUAUUAUACAA
Molecule: messenger RNA, 1323 nt
Organism: Mycetomoellerius zeteki
Lineage: Eukaryota; Metazoa; Arthropoda; Insecta; Hymenoptera; Formicidae
Gene: Dic1
Product: Dicarboxylate carrier 1
Exons: 8
Coding region: 358-1245 (295 amino acids)
Biological process (GO): transmembrane transport
Source: RefSeq, a predicted model, not a curated record